GGAAACUGGACUUCUAGCGAUUCUUUGUGGAGUUGAAACAGCCUGGAGCAGUGAGUUCACCACCACUAUCAAGUAGGAAUAGCACACUGAACAAUAGAAAUGGCAUUCUCAUCGAGGGAUAUUAUAGAUCCGGAGACUACAAGCCUUGUGGCGUACGAAAGCAGUAUCAAGUCUGGAACUCACGGCGAAGUUUACCAGAAGCAACUGGCCCUAGCACUUUUGCUAAGGCUGACACGAGAAGGGAAGAACUUCCGCUUAGCUUAUGAACUGACAUCCGCGGAUAAGUUUGAUGACGUGGUUCUGUACGAUAAAACAGCCAAGCAAUGGACUUUUCUGCAAUCGAAACAUGCCGACGGCAAAGAAUCGAAGAUAGAUCUCAAUGGCUUGCUACCAAAAACGCAUCGAGAGAAAGGAGAUUUCAGUUUGUACAAAUAUUUCACUUCUUACAUGAUAAUUCGAAAUAGGUUCAAAGGUAAAAUCAACUUGGUGCUGUUCACCAACAAAAAACUAGAUGAAAAGUUGAAAACCGCAGAAGAUUGCUUUGCGGUUCAGGAUCGAAAAGUAGAUGAAUAUCUUCGCUUUACAUCUGAAGGAGCAACCCAGAAAUCACUCAUACCGACUGAAUCCACAAUACAAUCAAUAGUGGAAUACACUAACAAAGAUUUAUUUUCCCUGAAGGACGCUAUCAAGCAACUUUUUACUAGAGGAAUCAUUACAGAUCAGCUUCUAAAAUACAAAGCAUAUUUGAAAGAUAUUUUGAAGGAGUCGGGAAACUGUCAAAUUAGAUUCACAGAUACUUUUAACGAAUCACUGAUUUUCAUUUCUGAAUUAUACAAAAGGCUUCAAUCUGAGCUACAGAACUUUAAGCCUAUUGUUAAACCACAAGAACUCAACGUCAAUGAAAAAGAAUGUGGUUUCACAAAUUUGCAAUCAGUGGAAUUCAAUCAUCUAGCUGAUGCCAUCGAAAACCUUUUUCAUGGAGGGAUGGUAUCCGAUUAUUUAAUAAAGUACGAAAAUCUGUUAGCUUUGAUCCUGACAACGACUGCACAUGGCCAGCUAGCAUUCAAAGAUACAUUCAAAAGUGAUGUAGUUCCUAAAGCUGAAUUGUUUAUAAUGCUAAAAGCUGAAUUGAGUGACAUGAAUAAAGUGAUUACAUUGAAGCAGAAACUGUUCGAUGGAAAGGAUUCUCGAAGCAAACACCAUUCAGUAUUGUUCUACGCGGAGGCAUCUGAUGUGAGACAAUUUUUUGAGCUACUCAUUUUAUCUGUGGAUCAACCGGAAGAAUUACAGCCCUUCAUCGUCGAGGAGCUGCACUCGUGGAUGAGAACGUGGCUGCGGCCUGACGUUUUAGGUAAGCUAACCGAAUGCCACUAUAAAAAUGCUGUGAAGGAUUUCGAUGAUCAUUUUGAAGCAACACUGAAACGCGAGCAAGGAAAAUCCAAACCAUAUUUAAAUCAACAAUAUGUAUCACAGUAUUGCAACAAUUUACGGUUGGAAAUUGCAAAAUCAUAUCCAGAAUUGAGUGAUACGAAUCAGUUAUAUAUUAACAGAGUGCUUAUAUUUGAAAACGAGGAUAUCGAUGAACCACAAGAUUUACAAGCUUCUCAAUUUGAUGGAUACACAUCAUCUGUGCUAAGUCUUCAUUUAGAUGAAUUGUUUUCCCACAAUGACAAUACUACAGAAAAUGGAAAGGACGAUAGAAUAUCUCUACCUAACAAAACUUGCGAGGAAAUGACAGAUAGUGAAUUUGCAGCAAAUAUAACGGUAAAGUUUUCACAUUAUCAGUGUUUAGUUUUAACGGCGGACCCCGGGAUAGGUAAAACUAAACUUCUUCAAUACCUUGCCUUUGAACUUCAAAAAUUGAAGUCAGGAACUGUUUACCUAUUUUACUUAAACAGACUACAAGAUUCCAAGGGAGUCUUAGGCAAUGGAGCAUCAUUGAAUAUUCUGAAAUCUGUAUUAUCUGAUAAGUAUAUUAGGCUGAUCCAGAGAGCUUUGGAAAAUAGGUCCGAUGAUCAUAUAACAAUGCUGUUUGAUGGGUAUGACGAAAUACAUAAAAAAAAUAUUGAAAAAAUAAAUAGGCUGAUGGAAUUAUUGUUAACAUCAAAACAAAUUCAAAUUGUUUUCAGUGUAAGGAAUCACGAGAAAAAAUCAUUGCAAAGCUUCUUCAAAAAGCACAAUAUAAAAGUCGGAUACUUUUCAUUGGAGCCGUUCAGUAGCGAAAAUAUUAUAGAAUACCUUGCACAGUCGUGGGAAGAAAAAAUAGAGAGUGAUAUAAAUUUCAAAUUUUACUCAUAUUCCAAAUUCUUGGUUGAUAAAUUUUAUAGUUUGUGUAGAGUUCCAUUGAUGGUUAAAAUGAUGUCGAAAAUAUACAAGCAGCGCUUCGAGCAAUUCAAAGAAACAAAUAUGAUCGAUAAAGACGAUGGAAUUGACUAUUUAGAAGAAGAGUUUUCUGAAGUUGAACACAUUUAUGAAAGUUUUAUAGAAAAAUGUUUACUAGUAAAGAUUGAGGAUGCAUGCCAUGGCAUCGGGAAAGUCGAUCCGAACAAACACAUAUUUGAUGGGUUUUAUCUUGAUCAUCAGCUGCUAGCAAUAGAGUUUCUUGAUGUUGGUGAUCUCAAGUUUAUCCUCAAAAACCCAAAACACAUAAAAAAGCGGGAAAAUAUUCAAAAAAUCCAUCUGAACCAGAGUGAAAAAUCCAUUUUACUGAAUUUUGUUGACGGUAAAAUUUCGUUUUCUCAUCAUUCUUAUGCUGAAUAUUUUGUUGCUACCUUCCUGUGGGAUGAUUUUAUCAAUCUGAAAAACAUUGUCAAUAAUGUUUUGUCUGGUUUCACGGGAAUAAGAAAGUUUUUCAUAAAAACAAUCGAAAAAAACAUCAAAUUGUUCGAGUCCGAAAUCUCUCAAGAGGCGUCCUUUGAUUCAAAAGAUGUCGUUUUCUGGGCUUGUGAAAGUAAUGCUGUAGAGUUGUUGAAAUAUGUGCUUUCAAAACACAGAAAAAAAAUUCUGUUCAGGCCAAAUGAGGCCAAAAUGUUUCACAUUGCCAUUAAAAACGGCAGUGACAAAAUAUGUUCCUAUUUGAUCGAUGACUGCAAAGUACAUCCCGAUAAGUAUUAUGGUGGUCUAGCCCCUCUACAUUCGGCUAUAAUAUACGGACAUAUAUAUUUAGUACAACUACUGCUAGAAAAAGGAGCUGACAUAAAUAUUCUAAGCACAGCGGGAUGGUCAGCUCUGCAUUAUACAGUUUAUCACAAACAAAUGGCAACUACAAAUUUUUUGAUCGAUAAACGUACAGACGUGAACUCCCCAAACAAAAACAAAUGGACUGCACUUCACAUAGCUUGUAAUAAUGGUGAUGCUGAUAUGACGAGAAUGUUGAUACAAAAAGGUGCAAGGCACGAUGUAACGACAGACGAAGGCAAAACUCCUCUGGAUUUAGCUGCGGCAGGAGGACACACAGAAAUUGUUAUCAUUUUAAUUGAUAAAUUGGCUGAAAAUUUUUAUUUUGACUGGAAAAUUGCCGAUGCAUUGUGGAAAAUUGCUCUUGAUGGCCAUGAAUCUUUGAUAAAAAUGCUAAAAAAAGAAUAUGAAAAAUGGCCUGCACUAUCCAUGUAUUUAGUUGAUCCUGACAUUGUAGCUCGGGAAGUAAUAAAUAAAAAUGUUGAAAAAUUGAUAAACGACGGUGCCAAUGUUAAUGCACCGGAUAGUACAGGGUGUACAGCUCUACAUCGCAGUGCAUCUGAGGGAAACUUUCUUCUUGUGGAACUACUGCUUGGUAAAGGAGCUGACGUAAACGCUGUUGACACAAAUAAUUGGACACCGCUACAUUUUGCAUGCCAGAAUGGGCAUAAAGAGUUUGCAAAAAUAUUAAUUAGGGAAAAAGCCAACAUUGGCGCAUUGGAUGAAAAUAAUUUCACACCUCUUCAUUUUGCAAGCCUGGGAGGUCAUAAAGAGGUUGUGGAAAUAUUAGUUAAGGAAAAAGCCGACAUUGACGCAUUGACUCACAAGAAUUCAACACCGCUACAUUGUGCAUGCCAGUAUGGUCAUAAAGAGGUAGUGGAACUAUUAAUAAGGGAAAAAGCUAACAUUGACGCAUUGGCUGAAAAAAACUUCACCCCGCUGCACUGGGCAUGCCACAAUGGUCAUAAAGAGGUUGUGGAAUUAUUGAUUGGGGAAAAAGCCAAUAUUGACGCAUUGACUGAAAACAACUUCACCCCGCUGCACUGGGCAUGCCACAAUAAUCAUAGAGAGGUAGUGGAAAUAUUGAUUAAGGAAAAAGCCAACAUUGGCGCAUUAACUGAACAGAAGUUCACACUGCUUCAUUUGGCAUGUCAAAAUGGUCAUAAAGAGAUAGUGGAAAUAUUGAUAAGGGAAAAAGCAAACAUUGAUGCCUUGACUCACAAGAAUUCCACACCACUUCAUUUUGCAUGUCAGAAUGGUCAUGAAGAAGUUGUGGAAAUAUUACUAAGGGAAAAAGCUAACAUUGACGCAUUGGCUGAAAAAAACUUCACCCCGCUACACUGGGCAUGCCACAAUGGUCAUAAGGAGGUAGUUGAAAUAUUAAUAAGGGAAAAAGCUAACAUUGACGCAUUAGCUGAAAAGAUGUUCACCCCGUUUCACUGGGCAUGCCACAAUGGUCAUAAAGGGGUUGUGGAAAUAUUGAUUAAGGAGAAAGCCAACAUUGGCGCAUUAACUGAAAAGAAGUUCACACCGCUUCAUUUGGCAUGUCAAAAUGGUCAUAAAGAGAUAGUGGAAAUAUUGAUAAGGGAAAAAGCAAACAUUGAUGCCUUGACUCACAAGAAUUCAACACCACUUCAUUUUGCAUACCAGAAUGGUCAUAAAGAGGUUGUGGUAAUGUUAGUUAGGGAAAAGGCUAACAUUACCUUUAUGGAUGCAGUGGCGUAGCUAGUCGAUAUUAUUCUGCAAGAAUCACUGAUUAAACAUGAUCCAACUCUGCUUAAAGAAGUUCCAGGUAAAUGACCGCUAUUCCACAAGCUCGGUUGGAUUCCCGCUUGAGACGAGAACUCACAAAAUUCUCCACUGGGCCACAGGAUGUUUUGUAUGUUUGCCGUUGCCUAGGGUGAGUAAUGCUGCACAGUCUGUGCUGACCUUUGGCUGAAGACGGUGUGAAAUGUCUUUCCUUAAGGCCCUAACCCCCUAGAAUUUUUUUUUGUUACAAUGUUGCAUUUCGUACAAUUAUACACGCCAGAAUUUUAAAUAGGCUAAUGCAGUAGACGUUCGAUAACUGCAACAUGUUUACGUUUCAUUUAGCGAACAGAAUUCGAUUACUACAACGUCAAACGGGCGUCAACAACCCAUCAAUUGACGUUCAAUGAACGCAAAAUUCAUUCGAGUGUUCAUUCGAGCUAACCUGGCGUACCGAUUUGACAGAUAGCGAUGCGAUAACUGCAAACUUGUUGCACUUACCGGACUUGCAGUUCAUUGUGAGCGAGGAACUAGGAGUAAACUUCUCGGUUAUGCAUGCUCCUGCUCCGUUUGUAAAAAUUUGUGGGCAUCACCCGCCUCUGUUAAUGAGUCUGGAAGCGAGUCCGUCUCGUACCUUUCACGAUACGUCAGAAAGUAUCUCCUAUGAUUUCAGUCGGGCUAAUUUCGGUGAAAUGAAUGAUUUCCUGGAGCGCGUGAACUGGGACGAGAUUCUUAGUGGAUCCGACGCGAACCGUGCUGCUUCGACUCUCUCCGGAGUAUUGCUCUAUGCAAUCGACCAGUUUGUUCCAGUCAUUUCGAAGCGGGAACCGACUAAGCCGGCUUGGUCAAAUGCCGCCCUCAAAAAUCUCAAAAGAGUAAAGCAGGCAGCUCUAAGGCGUCACAGUAAGUGCCGUACGGGCACCACGAGAGCGAGUUAUUUGGAAGCGAAUACUGCAUACAAGCACCUCAACGACAGUCUCUACAGCGCCCAUUUAAGCCAAUUUCAAAGCCGCCUAAAAACUAAUCCCAAGAGGAGUUUUUGGCGGCAUGUCAACGACCAACGUAAAGAAUCUGGAUUGCCGACUACGAUGAUUGAUGGAUUCUAUGAAGCCGAUAUAGUCGACUUGUUCCGUUCACAAUUAAGCAGCGUCUUCGUCAAUGAGCAACUUGACCCACAGGAUGUCACCGAAGCCACACGGAAUGUUCCCAGCUUUCCUGCAUCUGGAGUGCAGUUCGCUAUCACCAACGAUGUCGUAAUUGCUGCCGGCAAAGAUUGAUUGUCAUUAAACGUUGUUUGAAUUCCAUUGCCGCGCCUCUUACAACUGAUUUCAACCUUUCCAUGACAACCGGCGUUUUUCCGAAUUGCUGGAAGGAGUCGCACGUUUUUCCCGUUUUCAAGAAAGGCUGCAAAAGAACUGUUUCAAACUACAGAGGUAUUGCUUCACUGUGCUCUACGUCGAAGUUACUGGAGUUGAUCGUUCUGCACAAACUAGUUCAAAGUUACGCACAUUACAUUUCUGAGGAUCAACACGGAUUUGUUCCAAAACGUUCAACGACCUCAAAUCUGACGUGUUUCACGUCGUACCUGAUACGCCAGUUUCAAAGUGGUCAUCAAGUAGACGCCAUCUAUACUGACCUUUCUGCCGCCUUCGAUAAAAUGAAUCACCAAAUCGCUCUGGCCAAAUUCGAUAAAAUGGGUAUGAACAACAACUUCCUCAUGUGGCUUCGAUCCUAUCUAACUGGACGCAGUAUGUCUGUAAACAUUGAUGACCACAUCUCUUUGCCGUUCACAGUAUGGUCCGGCGUUCCCCAAGGCAGUCAUCUUGGUCCGUUUCUUUUUCUGUUGUAUAUGAACGACGUCAACAUUAUCCUUAAAUGCAUGAAACUUUCAUAUGCUGACGAC
Messenger RNA from Aedes albopictus (Asian tiger mosquito), 6826 nucleotides. RefSeq lists its product as uncharacterized. Gene Ontology annotation, molecular function: protein binding. The record is from RefSeq and is a predicted model, not a curated record. Lineage: Eukaryota; Metazoa; Arthropoda; Insecta; Diptera; Culicidae. The transcript is spliced from 3 exons. The coding region runs from base 100 to 4902 and encodes 1600 amino acids.